AUGCCAUUGCCCGAAAAUUCGUUUAUCCUCACUCACACCGUCAAGAACGUCGCGGAGCUUACCAAGGAUUACGGGCCAAUCGAAACGCAUUUCGAUAUUCCGUGGUUGGUUGCUUUUUAAGUAUAACACAGAAAUUGGCGUUUGCAGGAAAUUGAAAGCGGAACAAAAUAAUGAUAACCUUGCGCUCUUCUUGCUCUGUUCUUUCGAAAAUUGUUCAAAUAUGUGGAGUGUAUCCGCCGCAUUUAACUUCAAACUGAAAUCGAAGGCGGGCGAAGAGAUUGAAGAAGGCGACGAGGAUCCGUCCAAGUACACGCGCGACCUCACUUCCUGGGGCUACUGCGAAGUGAUCAAGUGGCCGAGACUCGUCGAGGAAUUCGUCGUCGACAAUCAGCUGACGUUCGAGUGCCACGUCACCAUCAAGGACAUCGUGGGGAUCAGUCGAAAGCGGAAGAUGGAUUGGGAGGCGCCGGAGGAGAGAAUGACCGAUUUGGUGAUGGUUGUGGGCAAGGAGAAGACCAAAUUCCAUGUUCACAGAGUGGUUAGUUCUGAGGGAGAGCUCAUAGAAAACCAAAGAUAGUAAACGAGAAGAGAUCCGAGUAUUUUCAAAUUUCGUUGUUUUUUAGGUGCUCGCCACCUUCUCGCCUGUCUUCAAAGCAAUGUUCGCCAAUCCUCAGUACCGAGAGUCCAGUGACAAAGAGGUUGUUCUUGAAGACGUCAAUCCAGACGCAUUCAAAGUUCUUUGCAACUUUAUUCAUCGAUAUGACACUGACCUCACAGGUAAUACAGUGCCUUUAUAGUGCUUUUCUAAAAUACACGUUUCGGACAAGAACGUCGAACAAGUUCUGGUGGUUGCCGAUCGUUACGACGUGAAUGCGAUGACCAAGAAGUGCGAGAAGCACCUGAUGAAAAAGUCGAAGCUCAGAAUGGAAAAGAAGUUGAAAUUGGCGGAAUCCUACCAGCUCGUGAAUCUUCACGACCACUGCCUGAUGUCUUUGAAGACGGCGAAGCAGAUUGCAGAUGUCUGCAAGAAUAUCGCGGAUAUGGGAGAACUCACUUCGAAGGCGCUUCUCCAAAAGAUGGCCGAUAUCGCACGGAAUCCCAGCCCUCCAAUAAAAUUGGCGCAAUGCGUCAAACAAUAA
Messenger RNA from Caenorhabditis sp. 36 PRJEB53466, 1139 nucleotides. The record is from the annotation of a GenBank genome assembly. NCBI's taxonomy places the organism in Eukaryota, Metazoa, Nematoda, Chromadorea, Rhabditida, Rhabditidae.